Molecule: messenger RNA, 649 nt
Organism: Ictidomys tridecemlineatus (thirteen-lined ground squirrel)
Lineage: Eukaryota; Metazoa; Chordata; Mammalia; Rodentia; Sciuridae
Gene: C3H3orf85
Product: chromosome 3 C3orf85 homolog
Source: RefSeq, a predicted model, not a curated record
UAUAAAACAGCCAGCUCAAGAAAAGGUCUUUCUCUGACUUGUUUCAGUUUUCAGGGCCUCCAGGAUCAUGGCCUAUAAAAUGCUCCAAGUAGUCCUGUGUUCCACAUUGCUUAUAGGAGCAUUGGGAGCGCCAUUUUUGUUGGAGGACCCAGCAAACCAGUUCCUACGUCUCAAAAGACAUGUAUACUUGCAAGAUUACUGGGACCCAGAUUACAGUUCCAAUGGGUGGGGAAUCACACUGGCUCAUCAGGCUCAUGAAACAUGGACUUUCUUGAAACAAACUGCAAAGCAUUAUUUGAAACAAACCUUCACCUCUAACAUGUCUACGGCCCAGCAAAGGAGCUUCACUGGGUAAAGCUGGAGAACAAAGAUGGUGGGAGUCUGCAUGACCAUGUGCCAAAACCCUAGGCUUUGGAGACCUAAGACAAAUCUGUGCCAUUUACUAGGUUAUUUGUUGUGUCUAUCCCAUAGAGUUGCUGAAAGGAGAAUUAUGAAAUCCCAUGUAGAGACCUAGAAUUAGAGGUUCUCAAUAAAUUGUUGCACUUAAAAUAAGAACUAAAAUAAAGGCUGUAGUUAAAACAUUUACUAAAAGGUGAGCUUUUGUAGAAAAGAAAAGCAAAAGCGAAAUAAAAUAGUGUCAUUAAAACUC